Messenger RNA from Aphanomyces astaci, 615 nucleotides. RefSeq lists its product as hypothetical. The record is from RefSeq and is a predicted model, not a curated record. NCBI's taxonomy places the organism in Eukaryota, Oomycota, Saprolegniomycetes, Saprolegniales, Verrucalvaceae. Bases 1 to 615 code for a protein of 204 amino acids. The transcript has a single exon.
AUGGACGAAGAACUGGAAGUUCAAGCCACGGCCACCGCCUGCACCGUCCAAAAGGUCACCAAACAAUCGUUGCAUCAAUGUACGAUCCCUGAAGCGUUCAAACACGGUCGCCAUGACGAAGUUCAACGGACCAAACGUUCGGCUAAAGAGGAGGAUACGUCCAAGAAGGCGUUCCAUCACCACCAAACCAUGUUGGAGCCAGCGACCGUCAUACCACGGGAUGAUCCGUCUACCACGAAGCGAGCUAAAUUAUCCACGCCGUCGCUGGUAGAAUUCAAGCAAUUUAAAUGGUGUGGAAGCCCCGAAGUUGCGGCUGUUGGCAAGUCAACCAAGUCCCGACGGCAUCAUGUGAUUCCGGACUUUGAAGAACCCUCCAAGGUGCUACUAAGCAACGGAUUGACAAACCAUCCGCCCUAUCAACGUCGAGAAGGUUCAUCCAGCAAUAUCAAUAUCCAGCAUGUGGAUACGGAGAGACAGCAAGGGCUCUCCUGUGCAAGCAGUUCCAAGAAUGCUAACGACGUCAAGAACGAUGGGGCUGACGUGCACACGAUUCCCAUGAUCGACGACUACGAGGAAUUGACCCUGGAGCAAGAGUUUAUGAAGUACAUCUUCUAA